Molecule: messenger RNA, 760 nt
Organism: Glycine soja
Lineage: Eukaryota; Viridiplantae; Streptophyta; Magnoliopsida; Fabales; Fabaceae
Product: monothiol glutaredoxin-S9-like
Exons: 1
Coding region: 226-531 (101 amino acids)
Cellular component (GO): nucleus; cytoplasm
Source: RefSeq, a predicted model, not a curated record
CAUUUCGAAUUACCCUCAACCCUCAUCAUAGUUUUCUCCUCCUUAGAGCCAUUAGAUCGAAUUCGAUCAUUUCGGAUUUGAUCUGAUGGUUUUGAACUUCUAAUUACUAGUCUAAGGUAAUCUAAAGUCAUAUCUCUCUCUCUCUCUCUCUCAUAUUUUUACAUUUCUUUUUUUCUUGUACUUUUUGUCUCUUGGAAAAGAAUUUUCUAUACACUAUAUAUCAAGAUGGAAAAGGUUAUGAGGUUGGCAACUGAAAAGGGGGUGGUGGUUUUCACCAAGAGCUCUUGUUGCCUCUGCUAUGCAGUCAACAUUCUCUUCCAAGAGCUUGGAGUGAUCCCUGUGGUUCAUGAAAUUGACAAAGACCCUGAGGGAAAGGAAAUGGAGAAAGCUAUAACAAGGUUGGGGAGUCCUACACCUGUUCCUGCAGUGUUCAUCGGAGGGAAGCUGGUGGGGUCCACCAAUGAAGUCAUGUCCCUCCACCUUAGUGGUUCACUCACUCAACUGCUGAAACCAUAUCGAGCUUUGUCUUAAAGAGGAGUGCACAUGCAAAUUAAAAAGCGUUCCUGCUACCUUAUUGGAAGAAUAAACACAUGCAGUAUAGUAGUAACUACUAAGUCGAUCUAAUAUAAUUGGAUAUAUGGUCUAUGCAGUGAUGCAUGUGUGAAGUAGUUAAUUUCUAGCAUUUGAUUAUUAGCUAUAUAUAAUUAAUGUAAUGUGUUAUAAUUAUUCUUAAUGAAGUUUUAUUUGUAUUGAUGAUGUA